UUCAGAACUUUACUCCCAGUUGUUUAGCAAUGACAGCAAAAAGGCUGUUUAAACAAACGGGGCAGUUAAGGCCCCGUCAUUUCAAAUUUAAGUUUGUCCUGGUGUGUUAGUUGCAUAAAUUGCUGUAAUAGGCCCCACCCCACAGGCUACAAUUUUGCAUCUGGCUCUCCAUCCCUCCCAAAAACUUAUUUUGCAUCUGGCUCUGGUUGGUGGACUUAUGGUGUGUGGGGUGGGGGGAGAACGUCCUAAAGGAACAACACAGUAUUUUACUUACUGCAUUUUUAUUUCACUUCUAGGAGGAGCUCAAGGUGGUGUUUCUCCCGCUAAAUGGUGUAUCAAAAAAUUGGAAACAUUUAAAAUGAUCAAUAGAAGAUGCAUCAUCAGAUGUUUGAAAUGUUACCUGAAUUGAAAUGUUACCUGAAUUGCAGAUAACAUAGUGGCGAUGCUGGGAUUGUUAGAGUAAGAAUGUCACAACGCUGCCACAAAAUUUCUUUGCUCAAGCAUGCAUAAACAGAUAUUGCUCCCCCCUACAAAUGAAAUCCAGGCAUUCUUGCUCUGCAAGUUCUCUCAUGGCUUUCUACAUCAAAAAACAACGUUCAGUUUUUGCCAUUUUUAGCUAUGUCACAACAGCCCUGUAAUUUUAACUUUAGUUAUGUAAUAUAUGGAAGUUACAUUUUUGCAUGCAAGAUAGCUUUUCAGUCAUAGUUCAGGCUUAAAGGUAAUGUAUUAACUCUUCAAUGACCUCUCCCUUAUCCACCUGUGGAAAGAACCCACAAGAGAAGUGUGUAGUAUUACAAUAGUUUUAACUAGAGAGAUCAAAGUUCUAGACAGCUGGACAUGGUGGAGGGCAAAAUGCCAUUAUGUUGUAGUUCAGUGGAACAUUAAUGGGACAUUUAUUGUUUUCACUUACACUCUUGAGCAACACAGAAUCGAAGUAAAUGCGGAACAUCCUCAUUUUUGUAUAACUCCUUCAUUACUGAAAUUAUAUACGGCUCACAGACGGAAGGUAUAAAAUCAUUACCUUAAUGAUUGUGAUUUUUAAAGUUAACAUCCUGCUUGGUCUAAAUGUCCUAGCCCAGGGAUAGAGGAACCUUGGCACUGGGUGCAACUGCAGCCCUCUAAGCUUCUCUAUUUUGCCUGGGGCAAAUCCUUCAGAGUUUUGUCUGGCUGGAACUUAUCCAUGAACCAGUGAUACUGUCUCUUGCUUACCUAGAAGGGAAAUUUGUGAUGUGGGAUGUGUGUGUGUAAGUAAACCUCUUGACUUCUGUAGAGCUAGAAUGUAACCUGGAGCACAAAGAUGAGUCACAUCCAUGACUCUGCCUACUUUUGCUUCUAGGCUGCCUGGCAGGUAUAUGGCCUGCAGAAGGCUACCUGAGCAGGAAAGUGGCCCUCUGGCUGACAGAAGAUCACCACCCCACCCCUGCCUUUGCCCACCAUUAACUAGUAUGCACCAGGCCUUGAGGGAUAGGAUUCAAAUGAGGCAGUGCCCUAAACUUCCCAAACCUGUCAAAGAAGAGCUGGGAUCCUGCAGUAGCACAAUAGUGAAUAGCGUGAGCUUUGGAUCAAGUGCAAAUCUGUCUCAAAUUAACACAGCAACUUUAUGCAAAAUGCUCUCCAUCUUGGCUCCCCCUUUUGCAGUAUGCGGAUAAAUAAUAACUGGCUUGUUAUGCGAGGUUACGUUGUUUCUCUGGCAGGAAAUGCCUAGGUUCAAAGCCCUCUUUGGCCUAGAAGUUACAACUUCGGCCUAGUCGCUUCUGCUCUGCCCUAACCUACCACAAUGUAGGGUGUGUGUGCAGUUUAUGAAGAUAAAAUACAACAACCACCUGAAUUACAAAGUCGCAACCUUUUGAGUGAAGUCCAGCGGAAAUGCACAAAUGUUCCGGCAAGGUAAUUUUAAUAUUUUUAUUUAUCUUCCUCCUUUUCCAUUCUCAAAUGACCCAAGAGUUGGAGCCUGAAAAAGUACCGUAUGUGUAUUGUGGGCUCACAUUACUGAACGCUGGUUAUGGGAAGUUUUUAAUGUUUUAUUUUUAUCGUGUUUUUAAUAUUCUGUUGGGAGCCACUCAGAGUGGGCGGGGUAUAAAUAAUAAAUGAUGAUGAAUUUUCCCGCCACAAUCCACGGAGUCCAGCGAUAAAGCCAGAAUAUUACUUUCCUCCCCCCCCUCUCUCUCUCUUUACUAUGGCUUUGCAUUGAAGCGCUGCAUCCUGAAGCUCAAAACAGGUUGGGGGGGGGGCUAAGCUUGCCCCACACAUUUCCAGAUAUUAAAAGACCUUGUGCCACCUUCCUAGUCUCUCUCCUGCUCCCGCCUCUCUUUUUUUGAAACUUCCCUACUUUCCCACCUCCCUAUAGCAGAAGAUCAGACUCCAGUUUUUAGCCCAAGGCCGCCAGCGGGGGAAGAGUGUUUUGCAAGCAUGCAAAAGAGAGAGAGAGAGAGAACAAGUUUUGUUAGCUAAGCUUGCAAGGGCUGGCUGUGCCAACCGGGCCUUCUUUCGCCGCUGCUUCCCAAAGCCAGCCGUGAGCAGAGCCGCCCCCCGCCGAAUCUGCACCCUGCAAAAAAAGCUGUAUCUGGCUUAGACUCUAGUAGCAAGAAAGCUGAAUGAAGCAGCACCUUUAGAAACAACUUUUCUCGGUUGUUGUUCACCCUGCUGGACAUUGUGACUGGGGUUUGACUGAGCUGACUGUGAACAGGACUUCUUAUUCGAUUCUGCCAUGUCCUCUGUAAAAGUUGAGUCUGUUGUGCAGCACAACUGCAAACUUGGAGAAUCACCCGUUUGGGAGGAAAAGGAAAGUUCGCUUGUCUUUGUGGAUAUAACCGACAAAAAGGUCUACCGAUGGAAUUCCCUUACCAAGGAACUGCAGAGUGUUUCUGUAGGUGCUCCAGUGAGUUGUGUGUGUCUCCGCAAAUCUGGCGAUUACAUUAUUACCCUGGGAACCCAGUUUGCAGCUUUAAACUGGAAAAAUAAGUCAGUAACCAGCAUUAAGCAUGUUGACUUGGAUAAAUCAAAUAACCGGUUCAAUGAUGGGAAAGUGGAUCCUGCAGGAAGACUGUUUGCAGGUACAAUGGGAGAGGAGAUUCGGCCAGCAGUGCUAGAGAGGCAGCAAGGUUCCCUCUAUACCCUCUUUCCUGAUCACUCCGUAGUGAAACACUUUGACAAAGUGGACAUCUCCAAUGGUUUGGAUUGGUCGCUGGAUCACAGAACCUUCUAUUACAUCGACAGCCUUUCAUACUCGGUGGAUGCCUUCGACUAUGACCUGCAAACCGGAAAGCUCUCUAACCGAAGGAGCGUUUACAAGAUGGAAAAGGAAGAGAGUAUCCCUGACGGGAUGUGCAUUGAUUCUGAUGGAAAGCUCUGGGUGGCUUGUUACAAUGGAGGAAGAGUGAUCCGUAUAGACCCCGAGACAGGAAAACGUCUCCAGACCGUGAAGCUGCCUGUUGCUGAAACUACUUCCUGCAGUUUUGGUGGAAAUGAUUAUUCAGAGCUGUACGUCACAUCUGCUAGCCAAGGAUUGGACGAGGCCUCACUGUCAGGGCAGCCAAAAGCUGGCAACGUUUUCAAGAUUACUGGCCUCGGGGUGAAAGGAAUCCCACCAAAUUCAUAUGCGGGCUAACAGUUACUCUCAAAGGCACUCAUCAAGAGCAGGAAAGAAGAAAAUGUCAAAGAUUCACGUGCAUAUCUCUUUCCUGACGGCUACAGCAAGAUGACAGCCACAAAAAGCCAAGCUAAAUAACCUCCAAACAUUUAAUAUAGAUUUUGUAUUUUGCCAAAUUGGCCUUUUUGUUAACAACUAGAAAAACAAUGUUUUCUCCUCUUCUAUGAAAAUUGAUUAUUUCCUAAUAAAGUUUGAAAUGUAUGCAG
Molecule: messenger RNA, 3855 nt
Organism: Zootoca vivipara (common lizard)
Lineage: Eukaryota; Metazoa; Chordata; Lepidosauria; Squamata; Lacertidae
Product: regucalcin
Biological process (GO): L-ascorbic acid biosynthetic process
Molecular function (GO): enzyme regulator activity; gluconolactonase activity; calcium ion binding
Source: RefSeq, a predicted model, not a curated record